Messenger RNA from Fusarium venenatum, 231 nucleotides. The record is from RefSeq and is a predicted model, not a curated record. NCBI's taxonomy places the organism in Eukaryota, Fungi, Ascomycota, Sordariomycetes, Hypocreales, Nectriaceae.
AUGUUCAACGUCAACUUGAAAGCCAUGAACUAUAUUGGUCAACGCUCUACUACAGAAAGCCAAGAGCAGAUUGUGCAGGGAGGUCAGGGACUAAUUACAACGCCAGAACCACGGUACGAUCCUUCAAAUGGGAUUGUAGUCGAACGCCAAGUCGAUAUUGAGGUAGCUGAGGGGUCAUACACAGUUGUUGCACAACGGUCAGCGGUGGCGACAGGACAGAGGCGUGCGUAA